AUGUUCUCGCACGGCGCUGAUUCCGCCCACGACGCCGGGGCCGUCGGCGUCAGCAGCGGCGGGGCCACCGUCCCCACCCGCUUCGUUUGGCCCUACGGUGGAAAGAGGUACAAGUUCUUUGUGGACGGGGAGUGGCGGCAUGAUGAGCGCCAACCUACUAUAUCUGGGGAGUUUGGUAUAGUUAACACAUUAUACUUAACAAGGGAAUUUAACCAAAUAAACGCCUUAUUAAGUCUAAGCUCACCUGGAAGCAGGAUGAACAUGGACGUGGAUAAUGAAAAUUUUCAACGUACGGUUACGUUGUCGGAUGGUACCGUUUCGGAAGGUACUCCGAGAGUUUCGGAGGCUGCAAUACAAAUCUCUAGGUGCUGCGUUUCUGAAUAUCUGAAUUUGCAUACAUGUUAUGAUUUACUCCCGGAUUCGGGCAAGGUUAUUGCUCUGGACAUUAAUUUACCUGUGAAGCAAUCUUUUCAUAUUCUACAUGAACAGGGGAUUCCUGUAGCUCCUCUGUGGGACUCAUUCAGAGGUCAAUUUGUUGGUCUUCUGAGCCCAUUGGAUUUCAUACUUAUAUUGCGGGAGCUAGAAACUCAUGGCUCGAACUUGACAGAAGAGCAGCUUGAAACGCACACUAUAUCUGCAUGGAAAGAGGCUAAGCGGCAAACUUAUGGAAGAAAUGAUGGUCAGUGGCGACCACAUCAGCAUCUAGUGCAUGCCACCCCUUAUGAGUCCUUGAAGGACAUUGCAGUAAAGCUUUUGCAAAAUGGUAUUUCUACAGUGCCGGUUAUUUAUUCAUCAUCAUCGGAUGGAUCAUUCCCGCAGUUGUUGCAUCUUGCAUCCCUUUCUGGAAUUUUGAAAUGUAUUUGUAGAUAUUUCAAAAACUCGACUGGUAAUUUGCCUAUUCUGAACCAACCAGUGUGCUCCAUUCCGCUGGGUUCCUGGGUUCCGAAAAUUGGUGAUCCUAACAGUCGUCCAUUGGCUAUGUUGCGACCUAAUGCAUCACUUAGCUCUGCCCUUAACAUGUUGGUUCAAGCUGGAGUAAGCUCAAUACCAAUCGUGGAUGAAAAUGACGCCCUACUUGACACUUACUCUAGAAGUGACAUCACAGCCCUAGCAAAAGACAAGGUCUACACACAUGUUCGGCUGGAUGAGAUGACCAUUCAUCAGGCUUUGCAGCUUGGACAAGAUGCCAAUACACCUUUUGGGUUUUUUAACGGUCAGAGAUGCCAGAUGUGCCUCCGAUCUGAUCCUUUGCUGAAGGUGAUGGAGCGACUGGCUAAUCCUGGGGUGCGGCGGGUGUUCAUUGUGGAAGCUGGGAGCAAACGUGUGGAGGGCAUUAUAUCACUGAGUGAUAUUUUCAAGUUCUUGCUGAGCUUGUGA
Molecule: messenger RNA, 1377 nt
Organism: Miscanthus lutarioriparius
Lineage: Eukaryota; Viridiplantae; Streptophyta; Magnoliopsida; Poales; Poaceae
Source: the annotation of a GenBank genome assembly